CGUAAAAACUGAUUCUCUCUGGUCUUUUCUCCCGCUCUGUUCGUCUUCUUCUAUUCUCCUACCUGCUCUCUGAUUCACUGCUUCUCUCUGCCUCUUCCGUUCUUUCACUUCGAUCUCUGAGCCUCUCUCUGUAACUCUCGUCGCCAUGGAUGAAGAAUACGACGUCAUAGUUCUCGGAACAGGUCUCAAGGAAUGCAUCCUCAGUGGUCUUCUCUCUGUCGACGGACUCAAAGUGUUGCAUAUGGACCGGAAUGACUAUUAUGGAGGAGCAUCAACCUCACUUAAUCUCGUCCAGCUUUGGAAGCGAUUCAGGGGCAAUGACAAGCCUCCAGAACAUUUGGGCUCAAGUAGAGAGUAUAAUGUUGAUAUGAUCCCUAAGUUCAUGAUGGCAAAUGGUGCUUUGGUUCGUGUCCUCAUCCACACUGAUGUCACUAAGUAUCUGAACUUUAAGGCUGUUGAUGGUAGUUUUGUGUACAACAAAGGGAAGAUUCACAAAGUUCCAGCUACUGAUGUGGAAGCAUUAAAAUCACAACUCAUGGGACUGUUUGAAAAGCGUCGUGCGAGGAAGUUCUUCAUUUAUGUGCAAGACUAUGAAGAGAAUGAUACAAAAUCUCAUGAAGGACUUGACCUCAAAAAAGUUAAAGCAAAAGAUCUUAUCUCGAAAUAUGGGUUGGAAGACAACACGGUUGACUUUAUUGGUCAUGCUUUGGCACUCCAUAUAGAUGAUAGGUACAUAGAUGAGCCUGCAAUGGAUUUUGUGAAGAGAAUAAAGCUAUAUGCCGAGUCUCUAGCACGUUUCCAAGGAGGAUCUCCAUAUAUUUAUCCACUUUAUGGACUAGGUGAAUUGCCCCAGGCAUUUGCUCGUUUAAGUGCUGUAUAUGGUGGUACUUACAUGCUCAACAAACCAGAGUGCAAGGUAGAGUUUGAUUCAGAUGGAAAAGCCUUUGGCGUGACAUCUGAAGGAGAAACUGCCAAAUGCAAGAAAGUUGUGUGUGAUCCUUCCUAUUUGCCUGACAAGGUUCGAAAGGUUGGAAGAGUUGCUCGUGCUAUAUGUAUAAUGAGCCACCCUAUCCCACAUACCAGUGACUCCCACUCUGUCCAAGUUAUCUUGCCACAGAAACAACUCGGGCGUAAGUCAGAUAUGUACCUGUUCUGCUGCUCUUAUGCUCACAAUGUAGCUCCAAAAGGGAAAUACAUUGCUUUUGUGUCAACAGAAGCAGAGACUGAUCAGCCAGAAGUAGAAUUGAAGCCUGGUAUAGGUCUACUUGGGCCUGUAGAUGAGAUGUUUUUUGACAUUUAUGACAGAUACGAACCCAUCAACAAUCAUGAUGCUGACAAUUGCUUCAUAUCUACUAGUUACGAUGCAACGACACAUUUUGAGUCCACAGUAAAAGAUGUCAUUGCCAUGUACAGCCAGAUAACUGGAAAGACUCUCGAUCUUACUGUGGAUCUGAGUGCUGCCAGUGCUGCUUCUGAAGAAUGAAAUUUGAUGCCGUCCUCACAGCCUAAAAGCAUUAUUGGAGCAGCCCCAAGGGCCUUCACUGCUGUGCUUUUUCCCUUUAUAUUUCUUUUAUUUAAUUUUUUAUUCUUCAUUACAUUUUCCUUGAAUUAUUUAUUAAUUUUUAUGAAGAACAGAUAGGUUAUUUAGUUGAUGUAUUUCUGGGACCUUCAUGGGAAGUCUGAGAUUUUUAUUUCCAGCUCCUUCUGGAAGCUCAUCAGAGGAAACAAGUGGUAGAUAGAAGACCACUCUGGAAGCUUUGUAAUAGAUGGU
Messenger RNA from Nelumbo nucifera (sacred lotus), 1771 nucleotides. Its product is annotated as guanosine nucleotide diphosphate dissociation inhibitor At5g09550-like. The record is from RefSeq and is a predicted model, not a curated record. Gene Ontology annotation, biological process: vesicle-mediated transport; protein transport; small GTPase-mediated signal transduction. NCBI's taxonomy places the organism in Eukaryota, Viridiplantae, Streptophyta, Magnoliopsida, Proteales, Nelumbonaceae. Gene Ontology annotation, cellular component: cytoplasm. Gene Ontology annotation, molecular function: Rab GDP-dissociation inhibitor activity.